This is a messenger RNA of Parnassius apollo (apollo), 942 nucleotides long. The record is from the annotation of a GenBank genome assembly. NCBI's taxonomy places the organism in Eukaryota, Metazoa, Arthropoda, Insecta, Lepidoptera, Papilionidae.
AUGCUUGCGUUCACAGUUUACGUUGCGGUUGCUAUACCAGAAAACCUGGUGCAUAUUCAAGAAGGAGAUGAAAAUGUAAAAUUACAUGUCAACUUAGACGAAUGGGUUAAUGCUAACUCAUAUAAGGAAUUAGAUGCAAAGGAUUUUAAUCAAUAUCUGCUGUUUACACGGUUGAAACCAACUUCUUCCCAGACUCUCGUAAUGGACGAUGUUGAUACAAUUACUUCAUCUAAUUAUAAUCCUAACGUUCCAACUAUAGUAGUAGCUCAUGGCUGGCUCGGCAAUCGGCAUACAAAUCUGAAUUCAGUUAUUAGCAAUGCGUUCCUCGAAAAUGGCGAUAACAAUGUUAUAAUUUUGGAUUGGAGCCAAGUUGCGAUGUCAGGAUACUUUAGUGCAAUUGCAAAAAUACCAGAAGUUGGUCAAAAUUUAGGAAAAUUCUUAUCUUUUCUGAACAAAGUUACUAGGGCUUCAUUCGAUUCAAUGCAUUUAGUUGGCUUUAGCUUGGGAUCUCACGUUGUUGGAAAUGCUGGCAGGGAGCUAAAUGAAAGAAUUGCGCGUAUUACCGGCUUGGAUCUAAUAAGUCCUAUUUGGUAUUUAAAUAACAACCGAUUAAACAAAAAUGACGGCAUAUACGUUGAAGUAAUUCAUACUAAUGGUGUGGAUUCAACAGUGAAUAUGGCUAUAGGCGAUGCAGAUUUUUACCCUAAUGGAGAACGUUCACAGCCAGGUUGUUCUUCAACUAGUUGCAAUCACAAUAGAUCCUGGGAACUAUUUGCUGCUACAGUUACCGAUAAUCAUUUGGCGGGAAGAGAAUGUUAUUCAAUACAAAUGAUUUCAUCAAACACUUGUCAAGGAAAAUUAUUUGAAAUGGGUAAUGGAAACAUAAACAAGAGAGGAUUGGGUCUUUAUCAAUUGGAAACUGGAAGCAUCUAUCCAUUUUAG